AUGAUGAAUUCUUAUGCACAGCAACUCAAGGAAGAAUAUGAGAGGCGUAUUCGAGCACUGGAACGAACAAUCCAUGGCGAGAAGGAGAGACGACGACAGCUUGCUUUCCAGCACAAACAACUUGAAGCACAGCUGAAAAAACUCCGACGAGAAAACGUUGUGCUGGAGAAGCAAUUGAAGGAAGUUAAAAAAUGCGCGACAUGCUCCCAUCUGGGUUUGAUUUGA
Messenger RNA from Gongylonema pulchrum, 225 nucleotides. Lineage: Eukaryota; Metazoa; Nematoda; Chromadorea; Rhabditida; Gongylonematidae. The record is from the annotation of a GenBank genome assembly.